Fusarium tjaetaba is the source of this 2955-nucleotide messenger RNA. RefSeq names its product myc-type bHLH transcription factor. Gene Ontology annotation, molecular function: protein dimerization activity. The record is from RefSeq and is a predicted model, not a curated record. Bases 1 to 2955 code for a protein of 984 amino acids. The transcript is spliced from 2 exons. NCBI's taxonomy places the organism in Eukaryota, Fungi, Ascomycota, Sordariomycetes, Hypocreales, Nectriaceae. Gene Ontology annotation, biological process: positive regulation of transcription by RNA polymerase II; SREBP signaling pathway.
AUGCCCGGCUCCCGCUUCUCCGACAUGGCCGACCAUGAUUCUGCCAACAGCCUCUAUGGCCUUCAAGAUCCGAAUCUAGGUGGUUUCGUUGAUGAUGGCUCGGCCGUGAAAUCCGACCCCUCCUCAGCCUCCCUGCCCAACGAUUCCUCCCGUCCCCAGACCCAGCAACAAUACUACGACGCUGCAUGGCACUUCAACGGCACGCCCCCUUACGACUCGUACGACCCCUCUAGCAGCACCGCACCUCCUGCUCAAACUACCUAUCAACCUUCUCCUUGGAAUCUCGCUUUCGGUCAGGAUCAGCAGAACCUUCAACAGCUUCCCAUCUCUACCGGCAUCGACGGCCUUCCGGUAACCGCUUUCAGCUCCGAAUCAAUCUACGCCGCUUCAAAUCCUCCCCUGCGACAGCCUAGUUUCAACGACAACACCGUUCUUCAGCCAGCCCUUAUCAGCCAUUUGACUCCUGCUUUGCAGGAGAAGCUGCGCAACAUCGCCAUGCCACCGCAUCUCCAAUACCACUCUCCCAAGAGCGCCUCCAGCCCGGACUCAGCAAAUGGCGAACUCAGAAGGGGUAUCUUUUCAUCACCGGAUCCCGCCGAUGGAUCUUCGAAAGCAUCGCGAAAGCGCAAGUCUUCCGCCGACCCUGAGGAUGAAGAGGAGGAGGAAGAGGAUGGCGAUCAACCAGUGAAGAAGACCGCCCAUAACAUGAUUGAGAAGCGAUAUCGAACCAAUCUAAAUGACAAGAUCGCUGCUUUGAGAGAUAGCGUUCCCAGUCUUCGCAUCAUGUCGAAGAGUGCGCGAGGUGAAGACACGACUGAAGAUCGCGAGGAACUCCAUGGUCUGACCCCAGCUCAUAAGCUGAACAAGGCUACAGUUUUGAGUAAGGCGACUGAAUAUAUUCGACAUCUUGAGAAGCGUAACAAUCGGCUACUCGACGAAAAUGGUGCUAUGCAAGCCCGAAUUGCCGCCUUCGAGAAGCUUUUCAUGGCCGGGGCGAUGAAUGGCGCCAUUAGUCCGCUUCAGCAACCACCUACGCCAAUACAAUAUGCACAGGAUGCACAGCAGUUUGUCGGGGGCCCGUCGCAGGAUGCUAACGCACAGCCAGGAGGAAUGAUUCAAGUUCCCGAUGAUAUGAAGAGAAUCAUUUCGCAACAAAUGGCUUCUGGUCAACCAUAUCCUGUACCCCAACAACAGUUUCGCGGUGGAAAUCCCGCGCUCAUUCGACAGCAGCAGCUUCAACAGCAACAGCAAAUGCAGCAGGGGCGGUGGAAUAAUGCCGGUCCAUACUUUGGUAAAUUGAUGGUUGGCUCACUCGCUGGUCUGAUGAUUCUGGAGGCGAUGCAUGAGGAUGAAGUCAGCAAUGAAAAGCCUGAAGGUCGUGGUUUGUUCGCCAUGCCUAUUCAGCUUCUGAAGAGUGCAGCGAGCGGCCUUGACCUGACCGUUGGAGGCUAUCAUCUUCAUACUUCACUCCGAAUUAUUCUCCUGCUUGGAACAUUCAUUUGGGUGUUUGUCCCUUCACUAUUCACACGAGAUUCACAGAAGUCGAAGAAACCACAAGUCGGGGUUCUUCAGGCAGCCCCAUCGCUCGCUUCACCGAUUCAUGUCCGCCGACAAGCUUGGCUUACCGCUAUCCAGACCGUAUGGGUCCCUAGUCACAAUUUCUUCCUCGAGGCGGCAGCUCUCAUCUUGAAGACUUUCAAGCUCAGCCUCCGAAAUGCUAUUGGAGUUCAUGGUUAUCAAGCAAUCACUGGUUUGACUCAGGAGCAGGAAACCGCUCGUGUCCAGGCAUGGAGCAUAGCCCUCGACUCGCAGCUGGCUGGUGGCGAUGUCGAGAUCAACAAGAGCCGUCUUAUUCUCACACUCCUCGCUUCCGGCACCCUCCCCGACACUCCUGCUAGACUCAUGCUCAAAGCCCUCCAUAUUCGCGUUCUUCUCUGGGACCUGAGCCAGAAUCGACUCCAACUUGGGGCAAUCAACCUCAUCGCUGCCAAACUUGCCCGCAGCAAGUGGAAUGAGGCCCGCCAACUGCAUCGUCUCCUUAGCCAACUUCACCGCGAGUCCUCCGAGCAGCAUGACGACGAUUUGCCCGAACAUCUGGCUCUUUUGGUUGAACAAGACUGCGAUGAAGUGCUCAACGAUGAUGUUAUCCAGCGAGCACACAACCUGGCUUUCAAUACCGAUACUGAUUACAACGUUGUGACCCCUAUGGAUGGCAUGGAUUCUGUUGUUGACGAUACCGCUAUUGGAUCUCCCCUUGAUGCUGUUGCUGCCUGGUGGUCGACCCAAUUCCUACACCGAACUUUGGUCGCCACAUUGGAAAAGGAUGAAGAGACGCUCAGCACCAAGGCAGAAGAUAUCGAACUCACCAUCAAGGCUGCACCCUUGGGUUCAACCGCGCAGGCUCGGGCAAUCGUGGCACGAGCAGUUCUCAUUGAUAAGGCACGCGGCGCUAACAUCGCCUCUGCCUUGCAAUCAAUGGGCAACGAAAAGGUCGAUGCUCUCCUGAGCUCUUCCAUUUGUGUCGUUGACUCAAGCUUCCAGGCUUCAACUCCCGAUCUCCGACUUGCCCUACGAUGCGCCAUGGCCAUCGCUCACCUCCGACGUGUCGAAUGUACUCCUGGAAGUACUCACCAAGGACUCCGUAUGAUUGAGUCAAUCAUGGCCCGUGGCAACGCCCCGCAGAUGUCUCUUAUUGGAUGCACUGCAACCCUUGAGCUGAUGGAGGAGCUCUACGAGCACAAAGCAGCAGCUGAGACCUUCCAGUCCUCUCUUGAGCGACUAUCUGGUGGUCUUCGUCUAUGGAUGGGCGGAUCUCCCGGGGAGAAGUGUGGCGUUGCCUCUGAUGUAAGAGAGAAGGUCGUCAGCCGGUGCCUGGCUAUCAACAAGAGUAUGGUGGGAAUUGAUUCGGAUACCGGCUAUGGAAGCCUUGAUGAAUGCGAAGACGACGGAUGUUAG